Lottia gigantea (owl limpet) is the source of this 417-nucleotide messenger RNA. RefSeq lists its product as hypothetical. Lineage: Eukaryota; Metazoa; Mollusca; Gastropoda; Lottiidae. The record is from RefSeq and is a predicted model, not a curated record. Bases 1 to 417 code for a protein of 138 amino acids. The transcript is spliced from 4 exons.
AUGGCUGAAAGUUCAGGACAAGGCUCUAACGAUCAACUGGCACCCAUCGACCGGUUUCAACUUGUCUUCAACCGCCUCUAUGGUACCGAGUACCGCGCAGCCAAGAAAAUGUUACAUCCAAAGCUACAACAGAAGAGAAUGGGAGCUCGUCGUGGUCCGACGCUAUAUGAGCGUAUACUAUUAUUCAGGCGGCUUCGCGGGGAAACACAAGGCGAAAUACCCGGACAGGCCUUAGCAGAAGCUAAUGGAACUAAACCGGCGUAUAAAUCAGAAUCCAGGCCGGAUGACACACCGCCAGAAGAACGGAAACAAGAAUUUACAUCCCUUCAGCAGCAAGAUUCACCACAGGUUCGUCGUAAACCAAAUGAUUCUCCACAAGUUGUUCGGGCUCAAACUCGUCAACAGGUCUUCUACUAA